AUGGCAGCCACGCAGCGCCUCUCAGCGCCUCUCCGACGCGCUCUGAGCGCCCUCCGAGCGGCCCGCGGCUCCGGGGAGGAGCAGCAGCGGCUGAUGGCCGAGAUCCAGGGGCUGGUGCUGGAGGGGUGGGGUCUGGCGGCCCUGGGCCGGGGGGUGGCCGCCGCUCUCUGCGACCUCAUCCGUCUGGAGGGAGGUCUGGACCGUCUCCUGGAGCUGCUCAGGUCCCCGACCGCGGAGAUCAGGUACCGGGCGGCCAGACUGCUGGAGCAGGUACUGGUCACCGAGAACAGGGACCGUGUGGCUCACGGGCUGGGCUUGAUCCUGGAGCUGGUGAGGGAGCGCGAGGACGUGCCGAUGGCCAGGGUCAUGUCCGGGAUCCUGCAGCACAUGUUCAAGCACUCGGAGGAGACCUCGUACCUGCUGAUCGCCAACGGCGGGCUGGACGCCAUCCUAUACUGGUGCCGGGGCACGGACUCAGCCCUGCUGCGGCACUGUGCCAUGGCCCUGGCCAACUGUGCCAUGCACGCCGGCCACAAGAACCAGCGGCUCAUGAUCGAGAAGAACGCAGCGAAUUGGCUGUUCCCACUGGCCUUCUCCAGCGACCAGCUGGUCAGGUUCCAUGCCUGCCUGGCCAUCACCGUGCUAGCCACCAACAGGGAGAUCGAGAAGGAGGUGGAGGGGUCGGGGACCCUGGACCUGGUGGAGCCCUUCAUCGCCUCGCUUCACCCCGAGGAGUUUGCGCGGAGCUGGCUCGACAGCGGGGAGAACUCGCAGGGACGCACACCCGAGGACCUGCAGAGGCUGGUGCUCCUGCUGGACAGCCCACGACUGGAGGCUCAAUGCAUCGCGGCCUUCUACCUGUGUGUGGAGGCCGGCAUCAAGUGCGAGCAACACAAAACCCAGAUAUUCUAUGAAAUCGGAGCAGUUCAGAGCCUCAAGCGGAUCGUGAGCUAUUCCCGGAACGUCACCACCUCGGCACUCGCCAAGAAGAGCCUGAAGAUGAUGGGGGAGGCCAUUCCUCGCCGGCUCUCCCCGGCCGUGCCCAACUGGAAACCCUGCGAGGUGCAGACCUGGCUCCAGCAGAUAGGCCUGAGCAGCUACUGCCAGAGGUUCCUGGAGCUGGAGGUGGAUGGAGACCUGCUGCUGGUCAUAUCUGAUUCCGAUUUAAUGGAAGAUCUGGGAAUAACAUCCAGCAUUACUCGCAAAAGGUUUCUGCGGGAGCUGACCGAGUUGAAGACGUACGCCAAUUACUCGACCUGUGACCCCAGCAACGUGGCCGACUGGCUGGGCAGCAUCGACCCCCGCUUCCGGCAGUACACCUAUCACCUGGUCCAGGUGGGCAUGGACCGUGCCAGCCUGCCCACCGUCACCGACACCCAGCUGCUCACCGACUGCCGAGUGCACCUCGCCUUCCACAGAGCUCGUAUCCUCCUCGCUGCCCGGGAGCUGUUGCUGCCGUGUUUGCCCGACAGCUGUAAUAACUCCUGCUCGGAAGGGCCAGAUGUGUUUAUCAGUUACCGGAGGACAACAGGAUCACAGCUGGCCAGUCUGUUAAAGGUCCAUUUGCAGCUGAGAGGAUUCAGCGUCUUUAUUGACGUGGAGAAGCUCGAGGCCGGGAAGUUUGAGGACAAACUGAUCCAAAGCGUGAAGAAGGCGAAGAACUUUGUGCUGGUUCUGUCGGAAAAAGCGCUGGACAAGUGCAUGGGGGACACCGAGAUGAAGGACUGGGUGCACAAGGAGAUUGUGAUGGCCAUGAACAGCGGGAAGAACAUUGUGCCUGUGACUGACCACUUUACCUGGCCGGAUUCCAGAUCUUUGCCCGAAGACAUGAGGGGAAUCCUGAAAUUCAACGGCAUCAUGUGGUGCCAUGAAUAUCAGGACGCCACCAUCGAGAAGAUCCUGCGCUUUCUCUACCACCCUUCCCACCGGAACUCCAUAGUCACAAUGGACAGCAGCGAGAAAGCCAUCAGCCCCCAAAGGCAUGCCUCGACACCCUGACCCCGGACCCUCUCAUCCCCAACGAGAGACAG
This is a messenger RNA of Callorhinchus milii (elephant shark), 2030 nucleotides long. It is a transcript of the gene sarm1, whose product is annotated as sterile alpha and TIR motif containing 1. The record is from RefSeq and is a predicted model, not a curated record. Lineage: Eukaryota; Metazoa; Chordata; Chondrichthyes; Chimaeriformes; Callorhinchidae. Gene Ontology annotation, molecular function: signaling adaptor activity; protein binding; NAD+ nucleosidase activity. Gene Ontology annotation, cellular component: dendrite. Gene Ontology annotation, biological process: negative regulation of MyD88-independent toll-like receptor signaling pathway; response to axon injury; signal transduction.